GCGUUGGCAAGUUUGAGCGUGCUGCAAACGCCGGCCAAGUGCAACGCACUAGCCGAACGCAUACACAGAACACGUAAGCGUCACCGGCUUACUCUCGCGAAACCGAUUUGGCACACUUGCAAAGCGAAAAAACGACGAGCAGCCAUGCUCGGCCAACCCGCAGCGUGCAUAUUGCUCCUCACGACGGGCGCCACGGCGUUCGACUACCUCGCGUCGCUGACCGUGCAGGACGCGGCAACCGUGGCUAAGCCGGCGGCCAAAGACCCUGCGACCUACCUCGAGUCGCUUCCGACGCCGAAGGCCGCCACUAUCAAAGAGGCCGUCGCCGCCGCGCCCGUGCUCGUUCCACGCACGGACCCGUUCUCGAACCCGAAGGCCGAGGCGCGCCAGGAGGCGUCGACGACGUGGGACGCGGCCCGGCGCAAGGCCCAGGACGACGGCCCGAAGGCGGAUUACGCGGCGCGCGCCAGGGAGUGGGUGCUGAACGACGGUUUCCACGCGCCGGCCAAGGCGUCGCUCAUGGCCGACGAUUUUGUGUGGUUCGGUCCGAUCGUGGGACCGCUCAACAAGCAGGACUUCCUCCGCACCGUCGACAUGUUUAAAGUGUACGAGGGCUUCCCGGACCUCAAAAUGCACCUCGCCGAGUUCACGCGGGACCCGGUCGAGGAGAAUAGAUACUGGAGCAUUUUGCGCCUCGAGGGCACGAACACGGAGCCCCAGGCCUCGGGCACCGGUUUUUCGUACAAGCCGACCAACAACAAGCUGGACGUCGGGCCGCAGUGCAUCUCGGUCACGUUCGACGCGGACGGGCGCGUGUCGCGGUACACGGGCGGGUACGUCGUGGACCGCACCCAGGGCAAAACGGGUAUGCUCGGCGCAAUGUUCGCAAUCACCAAAACGGUGGGCGGCUUCGUCCCUUCGCUGCGCGUGGCCAAGAUCCUCAAUGCCAUCGGCGCGCGGCUGAAGAAUUUCCCCAAGGCCCGGAGCCACCGGGAUGAUCUCCCCGCGAAGUGGCGGUCGCUGGGGCGCCGGUUCGGAAAGCGCACAGCCGAGGCGUGGGAUUAA
Molecule: messenger RNA, 1065 nt
Organism: Pelagomonas calceolata
Lineage: Eukaryota; Pelagophyceae; Pelagomonadales; Pelagomonadaceae
Source: the annotation of a GenBank genome assembly